ACGGGACACAGAAGACCCUCCACCACCACUGAAUCUGGGAGUGAGGCACGCCAGUAACACAGGAUAAUACUUCUGGAGACCCUACAAAAAUAUUCUGCACAUCCCUUCAAAAGUACCACCCGUUAUCCCCACAUCAACCAUCAAGAAACUCCAUGUCUUGGUGGAGUGGGCAGUGAACAGGGCGGAGUCUCCGCUGAAAGAAAGCAGAGCUGCAGGACGCCUGGGUCCACACGGUCCCCAGAGAUGUCUCUGCCAUCGUUGCUGCUGCUGCUGCUGCCACCGUUCCUGACCCUGGAGCCCGCUGGGGCCACGCUGAUCCGGAUCCCACUUCGAAGAGUCAACACUGGAUUCAAGGCCCUGAACCCACUGAGGGGAUGGGAGAAGCUAGUGGAGCCCCCCAGUUUGGGGGCUCCAUCCCCUGGGAACAAGACCUUCUUUGUGCCUCUCUCCAAUUAUAUGAACGCCCAGUAUUAUGGAGAAAUUGGGCUGGGGACCCCCCCACAAAACUUCUCUGUCGUCUUUGACACUGGCUCCUCCAACCUCUGGGUUCCAUCUGUGAGAUGCCACUUCUUCAGUCUACCCUGCUGGCUCCACCACCGCUUCAACCCCAAAUCCUCCAGUUCCUUCCGAUCCAAUGGGACCAAGUUUGCCAUUCAAUAUGGAACCGGGCGCCUAACCGGCAUCCUGAGUGAGGACAAGCUGACUAUUGGGGGAAUCACAGGUACAACAGUGACUUUUGGGGAGGCUCUGUGGGAGCCCAGCCUGGUCUUCAUUUUUGCCCACUUUGAUGGGAUACUGGGCCUCGGUUUUCCUGUUCUGGCCGUGGGAGGAGUUCGGCCCCCGCUGGACAGACUGGUGGACCAGGGCCUACUGGAUAAGCCUGUCUUCUCCUUCUACCUCAACAGGAACCCUGAGGCAGCUGACGGAGGAGAGCUGGUCCUGGGUGGCUCAGACCCAGCACACUACAUCCCACCCCUUACCUUUGUGCCAGUCAUGAUCCCCGCUUUUUGGCAGAUCCACAUGGAGCGUGUUCAGGUGGGCACAGGGCUGACUAUCUGUGCCCGGGGCUGUGCUGCCAUUCUGGACACAGGCACAUCUCUCAUCACAGGACCCACUGAGGAGAUCCGGGCCCUGCAGAAAGCCAUUGGGGCAAUCCCCCUGCUGAUGGGGGAGUACUACAUCGAGUGCUCGAAAAUCCCAACGCUCCCCACAGUCUCCUUCCUUCUUGGGGGGGUCUGGUUUAACCUCACGGCCCAGGACUACGUCAUCCAGAUUACUCGGAGUGGCUUCAGUGUCUGUUUGUCUGGCUUCGCGGCUCUGGACGUGCCUCCGCCCUCAGGGCCCUUCUGGAUCCUCGGUGAUGUCUUCUUGGGUAGCUACGUGGCUGUCUUCGACCGUGGCGACAGGAAAAGCGGCGCUCGAGUGGGUCUGGCCCGCGCUCGACCUCGAGGACCAAGACAGUGAAGGGGCGAGCUUGCGCAGGCGCAGUCCUUCGGUUGAGGCCCUGGUUAAGCGCAUGCGCACUCCCUAAUUUAAAAAAAAAUUUACUAUUUACCUCAAA
Molecule: messenger RNA, 1561 nt
Organism: Cervus elaphus (red deer)
Lineage: Eukaryota; Metazoa; Chordata; Mammalia; Artiodactyla; Cervidae
Gene: NAPSA
Product: napsin A aspartic peptidase
Exons: 9
Coding region: 244-1464 (406 amino acids)
Biological process (GO): proteolysis
Cellular component (GO): lysosome
Molecular function (GO): aspartic-type endopeptidase activity
Source: RefSeq, a predicted model, not a curated record